Molecule: messenger RNA, 3332 nt
Organism: Theobroma umbraticum
Lineage: Eukaryota; Viridiplantae; Streptophyta; Magnoliopsida; Malvales; Malvaceae
Source: RefSeq, a predicted model, not a curated record
UUAUAAUCUAAACCCUCUCUCUCUCUCUCUCUCUCGGAGGUCUUUGAAAUUGCCGGGAAACUAACUAACGGCUCUCUUAAUCCGUAAAACCCUUUACUCUCAAUUUCGAACCCUCUCUCCCAGCUUCACUCAAAGCAAACCCCUGCUGAAUAGUUAUCACCAUUUCUAAAAGGUGACACCCUAAAACCCUAAACCCUGAUUUUCCAUGCUCAAUAAAUGGAAGCCCUUCAGUUUCCUGUCAAAACCUCACAGUCUCUCCGCCCUUUCUUCCCUAAUGUUCUUCAGACCUUCAGUCUCCGUUGCCGAUCUCGUAGAAGAGGAACCCUUUAUUUUCCAGCCCCGUAAAGACCCUGUUUUUGAGAUCCUUUCUGGGUUGAAAAAAUUGGGUUUUAGGAGGUUUGUAGCUGGGGAUUAUUUUAGGGAAAUGGUUUUGAGGUUGAAUCAGUUACAGGUUGAUAAAAUUAUAAAUUGUCUGAGAGUUGAAAGCCCUGAUUUUGCAGUGGUUUUCUUUGAUUUUAUGAGGAAUGAGUAUAGGUUCCGGCAUUCAAGGUUUUCACGGUUCGUUGUGGCCCAUGUUUUGGCGGGACAGAGGCGGCUCAAGGAGUUGCGGUUUUUUUUGGAGCAAAUGUUAAAAGAGGAAGGCUCUGGUUCUGCUCCUUCGCUUUGUGAGCUCCUUUUGAAUGGCUUUAGGGACUGGGACCAGAACAGUUUGGUAUGGGAUAUGUUGGCUUUUGCUUAUUCAAGAUCUGAGAUGGUUCAUGAUACUCUCUAUGUUCUUGCGAAGAUGAAGGACCUAAAGUUACAUGCUUCAAUACUGACCUAUAAUAGUCUUUUAUACAACUUGAAGCAUACUGAUAUGAUGUGGGAUGUGUAUAAUGAAAUCAAAGUUACUGGAACUACUCAGAGCAAGCAAACUAAUUCGAUAAUCAUAGAUGGCCUUUGUGGGCAAUCCAAGCUACGAGAUGCUGUUUCAUUCCUGCAAGAAAUUGAAGGAAAGAUGCUUGGGCCGUCUGUUGUUUCGUUCAACACAAUUAUGUCAAGAUAUUGCAAAUUAGGUUUUGCUGAUGUUGCAAAAUCAUUUUUUUGCAUGAUGCUUAAGUUUGGACUAGUUCCUAAUGCAUACAGUUACAAUAUUCUUAUUCAUGGACUAUGUAUAGCUGGUUCCAUGGAGGAAGCAUUAGAAUUCACAAAUGACAUGGAGAAGCAUGGGUUAGAGCCUGAUAUUGUAACAUAUAAUAUUCUCACCAAAGGGUUCCGUCUACUUGGUCUGAUGAAUGGGGCUUGGAAGGUUAUUCAAAGAAUGUUAAAUAGAGGGUUGAAUCCAGAUCUUGUUACAUAUACGAUACUCAUAUGUGGCCAUUGCCAGACUGGGAAUGUUGAGGAAGGAUUAAAGUUGCGGCAGGAGAUGCUUUCACGUGGUUUUCAGUUGAGUGUCUUCUCAUACAGUGUAUUACUUAGCAGUUUGUGUAAGAGUGGACAGGUUGAUGAGGCACUGGUGUUGCUUUAUGAGAUGGAAGCUAAUGGCUUGGAACCGGAUCAUGUAACAUAUUCCAUCCUUAUUCAUGGGCUCUGCAAGCAAGGAGAAGUGCAAAGGGCUCUUCAUCUAUACAAAGAAAUGUGCUUAAAGAGAAUUUCCCCAAAUUCAAUUUCAAGUGGGGCCAUUCUGUUGAGCCUAUGUGAGAAGGGGAUGAUAUCGGAAGCAAGAAGGUAUUUUGAUUCUUUGAUAAUGAAUAACUGGGUGCAGGAUAUUGUUCUGUAUAAUAUUAUGAUUGAUGGGUAUGUAAGCCAUGGUAAUGUUGAGGAGGCUGUAGAGUUAUAUAAACUAAUAACUAGAACAGGGAUUACUCCUACUGUUGUCACUUUCAAUUCUCUCAUUCAUGGGUUCUGCAAAAGAAGAAACUUUCCCGAGGCAAGAAGAUUCAUGGACACUAUCAGGCUUCAUGGCUUAGAACCAACUGCUGUGACAUACACCACUCUUAUGAAUGCUUAUUGUGAAGAUGGAAAUAUGCACUGCAUGCUAGAGUUGCUUCAAGAGAUGGAUGCAAAAUGUAUUGUUCCAACUCAUGUCACUUACACUGUAUUUAUCAAAGCGCUAUGUAAACAGCGGAAGUUGCAAGAAGCUGUCCAAUUACUCCACGAUAUGUGUGAUAAGGGUUUAAACCUGGAUCAAGUAACAUAUAAUACCAUCAUCCAGUGUUUCUGCAAAGCUCAAAACAUUAAAAAGGCUUUUAAGUUAGUGAAUGAGAUGUUGCUGAAUAAUCUUGAGCCCACACCUGUCACAUAUAAUAUUCUCAUAAAUUGUCUCUGUGUAUAUGGUAACCUUAAGGAUGCUGAUAAGCUUCUGAUUUCUCUUCUAGAACAAAAUGUCAAUUUGACGAAAGUUGCUUACACCACUAUAAUCAAAGCACAUUGUGUGAAGGGUGAUGUGCACCGUGCAUUCUUGUUUUUUUGCCUAAUGGUGGAAAAGGGCUUUGAAAUUUCAGUGAGAGAUUAUAGUGCAGUUAUCAAUAGGUUGUGCAAAAGGUGUUUGAUAACUGAGGCACAACAUUUUUUCUGUAUGAUGUUAGCUUAUGGCGUUUCUCCAGAUCAUAAAAUUUGUGAAGUACUGCUCGAUGCUUACCAUCAGUGUGGUGACCUCAUUUCAGUUCAUAAAAUGCUUGCUUGGAUGAUCAAAUCUGGCUUACUUCCUCAGAGGUUAUGAGAAAAUGAUGAUAUAUAAUUUUUAAUGCAUCCUUUAUUCCAUCACUGCCUAAUUGAUGAUGCUGAGGUUCAUUACUUGAAGGUUUAUGAAAUGAGGCUUGGAGAGUAAUUUGCAUAAUAGCAAAUCUACAUCAGUAAAAUUGAAGCUCAAGUACCCAAGAGUAAUCAGCUUUUGAAGAAGAUGCCAACAGUUUGAUAGGCUGUGAUAUUGCACAGAAUGUACCCUUCAUCUUAAUGAUUUUUAUAAUGGUGCACCUGUGGACGACUACACCAGGGAUUAGGGUGUUUGGGCAGAUCUCGGAAUGCUUAAUUGCAGAUUCUUAUUGGCUAGUUGCUCGUAUCAGACACAGUGGACACAUUCAUCAACAUAUUGGAAGAUUUGGAGUCUGACCACUUUUAUGCAUCAACCACCAUCGUUCCUGAAAAAGGGGAGAAAUUUGUGCAUGAUUGUCAUAUCAGGAAGCCAUUAGCAAGUGUAUGAAGUAAAGGCUCGUUAAAGCCAUCCUUGACGAACUCCCAAUCAGGAUCUGAUCUCUUGUAGAGUUUAAACACGGAUGGCAAAUGUUCCUGCUUGAAGACCGGGGAUCCAUGGAGAUAGCUGAACUCGACUUCACUCAAAGGCUUCAAAUUUU